CAGUAGUCAGCUUCAGGUGUUGCGACAGGUGGCCUCAAGACAUUUGACCUGGAACCUCCAGCUCUUGCUCUUGUCAGCCGCUCGUGCGCCAUCCUCGUCCAUGGUUCUGGUUGCUGGCCAUCGAUGCAAUUGACGAGAGAGAAUUGAUCUGUGCUGUUUUGCCUUGUGUUUCUGCGAGCUCUGCUAAAGAGACUGCGCUUUGACGGAAUACGAGUAGUGCUGCUGCAUCUCGUUGGCCAAACUUGACUAUCCAUGGCUCCCAAGUCGCGAUUCACAAGGCUCGAUGCCUUUACCAAGACGGUGGACGAGGCGCGGAUCCGGACGACGAGCGGAGGAAUCGUCACCAUUGUGUCGCUGCUAGUCGUCGUGUUUCUCUCGUGGGGAGAAUGGAGCGACUAUCGGCGCAUCGUGGUGCACCCGGAGCUGGUCGUGGAUAAAGGCAGAGGCGAGCGAAUGGACAUCCAUCUCAACAUGACCUUCCCCAACAUGCCAUGCGAAUUGCUGACGCUGGACGUCAUGGAUGUCUCUGGCGAGCAGCAGCACGGCGUCGCCCACGGAAUCACAAAGUUUCGCCUGCGGCCCUCUGCUGAAGGCGGCGCCGAGAUUGAGAGCAACGCUGCUCAGCUGCAUGAAAAGGCUGAACACUUGGAUCCCAACUACUGUGGUGGCUGCUACGGAGCCAAUGCCCCCGCCACCGCCCAGAAGCCUGGCUGCUGCAACACCUGUGACGAGGUUCGAGAAGCCUAUGCGCAGGCCUCGUGGGCCUUUGGAAGGGGUGAGGGCGUGGAGCAGUGCGAGAGAGAGCACUACGCUGAGCGAUUGGACCAGCAGAGGGAAGAGGGCUGCCGCAUUGAGGGUUUGCUGCAGGUCAACAAGGUUGUUGGAAACUUCCACCUUGCUCCUGGCCGAAGCUUUAGCAACGGCAACAUGCACGUUCACGAUCUGAAGAACUACUGGGACCUCCCUGAGGGCAAGUCGCACGACUUCACCCACAUCAUUCACUCUCUCCGAUUUGGACCCCAGCUUCCGACUGCUGUUGUUGAGAGAAUGUCCGGGAAGAAUACUUGGUCCAACCACCACCUCAAUCCUCUGGAUGCAACCCGCCAGAGCACAAACGACCCCAACUUUAACUACAUGUACUUUGUCAAGAUUGUUCCUACGUCGUAUCUCCCCCUGGGCUGGGAAAAGCGGACUCCUGGCUACGCUGACGGCAGCAUCGAAACACACCAGUAUUCCGUCACCAGCCACAAGCGAAGUCUAAUGGGCGGCGACGACGCACAGGAAGGCCACCCCGAAAGAUUGCACGCAAGGAAUGGUAUCCCCGGUGUCUUUUUCUCCUACGAUAUUUCUCCCAUGAAGGUCAUUAACCGUGAGGAGCGGGCCAAGACGUUCCUUGGCUUCUUGUCUGGACUCUGCGCGAUUGUCGGAGGUACCUUGACUGUUGCCGCUGCUGUUGAUCGUGGAUUGUUCGAGGGUGCGUCCAGGCUGAAGAAGCUCCGAGCCAAGGAUCUAUAAAAAGUAAGUAGGAGUAUGAAACGUCCCUCUGUAGAAUGCUUUGCAUGGACUUUUGAGGCGUAUGAACCAGGGCGUUUUGGCUGGCAUAUAUACAUGUAUUUUUUCCUCUCCUUUUCUUUUUUUUGGAAAAGAGUCAAGUUCAUUGUCAGUAUAUAGGUAGAUGGGUCUUGGACUUGAGGGCAGUGAUGAGCACUUUCAACUGUAACUGUGUUUACGGCUCCACCAUCGACUUUGUUGAAUGUUUUGAUGCGUUGACUUUCCUAGUACAUAGUGCUUUGUAUAGAUUGCUACAGCUUUGAGCACGAAUGAGAGACAUUUUUCAGUCAACGAUGCGAAAUGCGGAUCUUGUUUAUACGAACCUGAGAUAAAUACAAACCGAG
Molecule: messenger RNA, 1895 nt
Organism: Trichoderma harzianum CBS 226.95
Lineage: Eukaryota; Fungi; Ascomycota; Sordariomycetes; Hypocreales; Hypocreaceae
Exons: 3
Coding region: 253-1515 (420 amino acids)
Biological process (GO): retrograde vesicle-mediated transport, Golgi to endoplasmic reticulum; endoplasmic reticulum to Golgi vesicle-mediated transport
Cellular component (GO): Golgi membrane; endoplasmic reticulum; COPII-coated ER to Golgi transport vesicle
Source: RefSeq, a predicted model, not a curated record